UACAAACCAAGAUGGCGGUGACCGAUGGAAAUUGGGAGUUUGAUAAGUUUGAUGAUGGAUCAACAAAGAUAGUUGGAGAGCUACAAUUGAAGAAGUAUGGGAUGUUUAUGGAGGAGUAUGCCACUCAGCUGAGGGAGAUCGAGGAUGCACUGGACGACUCGAUCGGGGAAUCAUGGGACUUUACGCUGGACCCCAUCGCACUUCAGCUGCUGCCGUACGAACAGACCAGUCUGCUUCAGUUGAUAAAAACAGACAACAAGAUCUUCAACAAAAUCAUCACUGUUUUAGCUUCGCUUUGUUCAGAAAUGAGCUCACUCAAACAUGAGGCAGAGAAUAAAUUCUUCAAUGCUCUCAUCUUCUAUGGAGAAGGAGAACCUGAGAAAGGUUUGGCAGAAGGAGACGCACAAGUGCAGAUAGGCCGAAUCAUGCCAUUAAUUCAGGAGUUGUCCUGCUUUGUGAAUAGAACGAAUGAAGUGGUCAAAAACGUGGUACAACAGUUUGCCUGUCUCUUCUCAGUAGUGAGAAAUGGUCCAAAGUUGUUGGAUGUAAGUGAUGUCCAUUUUCAAGUUGUGUAUGAGCAUUUGGGAGAUUUGCUCGGGGUGCUAAUUACACUGGAUGAAAUCAUUGAGAAUCAGGCAACUCUCCGAGACCACUGGACAUUAUACAAAAGAAUGCUGAAGUCUGUUCACCAUGAUCCGGGGAAGUUUGGGAUUGCCCCAGAGAAGAUUCGACCGUUUGAGAAGUUAAUCAUGAAGCUCGAGGGGCAGUUGUUGGAUGGGAGAAUAUUUCAGGACUGUGUGGAACAGCCAUUUGACACGCCCUCUGUGUUCGUCUCAAAGAACCCAAAUCUGGCGGAGGAAUUUGCUGUCAGCAUCAGGGAUUAUUUAAUGGAGCUUGAAGCCAGAAUUGGUGAAUCCAAUGAGAUGGACCAGAGAUUUAAAUUUGUAGGUCUGUGUGGGUUGUACAUUUUACAUUUCCAAAUCUUCAGAGUCAUUGACAAGAAGGUUUUUAAAAGUGUAUGGGAUGUGCAUAAAAAGAUCCCAGCUGUACACCUGAUUGGUAACAUUGUCUGGUUCCCGACCCAGUUCCUGCUGAGUAAGAUGCCACAGCUGGACAAGCUCUUGGACAGGAAGGCUAAGGAAGCAGUGACCUCCACAAGGUCAUCGUGGCUGUCCCAGCGGCAACAGCAGCUGACAAAGUCCAGAGAUGUACAGAACUUCCACACAGCCGUGAUGGCCUGGAUGGUGGAGAUGGAGUCCAGCAUGUCCAAAUCGAACUCCCUAAUGGAGGACCUCAACAGCAGAUGUGUUCUCUUCAUUCAGGGAGUCCUCCAUGCAUACAACAUAAGUCACUUGGUGAGAACCACCAUGAACCUCCACGUGGCCAUGUCUAAACCUAUGACAAAGUCAUGUCUACUCUGCUUGUGUCGACUCAUCGAGCUGCUCAAGGCUAUAGAACAUACCUUCCACAAAAGAACCAUGUUGAUAGCAGAGACUGUAAACCACAUUGUACAACAUCUCAGUGUCAUCUGUCUGAACAGUAUCGGUGUGGCCAAGAAAAGAAUUACAUCAGACAAGAGGUAUAGUGAGAGGCGAUUGGACGUUUUAUCAGCCCUGGUUCUUGCAGAAACUGCCCUGAAUGGACCCGGAACCAAGGAAAGAUGUUUGAUUGCACAACUAGCUUUGGCUCUUGGCACAAAAAUGAAAACAUUCAAAGACGAUGAGUUACAACACCUGAUGGCCACAAUGAAGAAAAUGGAGGUCAUUUGCGAUCUCAGGGAAAAGGUCAAACAGGCGUGUGACUGCACGUUCUUUUACUGGCAUCGGGUCAUUCUCCCCAACUAUUUGAUGGACAUGUGCGAGAAUGUGACGGACACACACAGGAUUCAUUACAUGUUUGGUGCUCUGAGAGACUGUGUGCCCAGAAUGACCGUCGUCAAACACAAGUCAUCACCAAGGGAACUACUGGAUGCCUACGAUAGAGAAAUCUAUGGAUACCUCAAGGAGCACCUGUUGGAUCCCCUGUGUCAGUCUAUCGAGACAGAUCUCCGUCUACAAAUCCACACCCAUCUACAGCUCGACGACCGUAAUCCAUUCAAAGUCGGCAUGAAGGAUCUCUCACACCUCCUCAAAGUCCGACCAAUCAGAUUGUUUGACAGAUUUAUCAAUAUCAAGGGUUAUGUUGAGCACUACCUGAACAAAACCUUUUACAACCUGACCACAGUGGCUCUGCAUGACUGGAAGACGUAUGGAGAGAUGAAGAAUAUGGCACAACAGAAAUAUGCUCUGAACCUGUUAGAGUCUUAUCUACCCAGCCAAACUCUCGAACAGGGAUUGGACGUGUUGGAGAUUAUGCGUAACAUCCAUGUAUUUGUCUCUAGAUACAUGUACAACCUCAACAAUCAGAUAUUUGUUGAGAGAUCCAGCAACAAUAAACAUCUAAACACAAUCAACAUCCGACACAUCGCCAACUCCAUCAGGACACACGGCACAGGCAUUAUGAACACCACGGUCAACUUCACAUACCAGUUCCUGAGGAAGAAGUUCUAUGUAUUCUCACAGUUUCUGUAUGAUGAACACAUCAAGUCAAAAUUGAUCAAGGAUUGGAAAUUCUUCAGGGAAAAUCACAUGCAAACCGAUCAAAAGUAUCCUGUUGAGAGAGCAGACAAGUUCAACAAAAACAUAAAAAAUCUUGGACUUACUCCAGAUGGAGAAAGUUAUCUGGACCAAUUUAGGACCCUCAUAUCUCAAAUAGGAAACGCCAUGGGGUAUAUCCGUAUGAUCCGGUCCGGGGGGCUCCACUGUUGCAGCAAUGCAAUCCGGUUUAUUCCAGACAUUGAGGAUAUUAUGAGUUUUGAGGAGCUGUGUAAAGAGGAGAGUUUGUCCACGGAGUGCCAGACAGCUGCUAAAAACUUGGACAAUGUGGUUGGAAAUUUAGCCAGGAAUUUUGCUGAGGGAACAGAAUAUUUCAAAAUGCUGGUUGAUGUGUUCGCCCCGGAGUUCAGAAAUCCCAAGAACAUGCAUCUGAGAAACUUCUUUGUUAUUCUGCCUCCACUGACAGUGAACUACAUUGAACAUUCUAUCAGCUGUAAAGAGAAAAUGAGUCGGAGAAACAAGGUUGGAGCAGCAUUUACAGAUGAUGGAUUUUCUAUGGGGGUGGCCUACAUAUUGAAGCUGCUAGAUCAGUAUCACGAGUUUGACUCCCUGCACUGGUUCCAGUCUGUAAAAGACAAGUACAGGGCAGAGAAGGAGAAACAAAGGCAGCUGUUGGCUAACCGAGGCGAUGAGAAAUCUCAACAGACAAUCACACUAACAGUCAAGAGGCUGGAUCAAUACCAGCAGGAAUAUGACCUUCUGAAUUACUCCCUUCGAAGUGCUAGGAUUUUCUUCCGCGCAGAUAAAACAGCUGCAGAGGAACACGAAGAAAAGAAAGCAGAAGCAGGAGGAGAGCAGGGAACCAACACUGACCAGUCUCAGGCCACCAGUCAAACAUCAGCAACCCCAGCAGAUUCCAGUGCUCCACCUCCACCAUCUGCCCCAGCCCCGCCCCCUUCCCCAGCCCCGCCCCCUGCCCCAGCUCCACCCCCUCCAGCUCCUGCACCACCACCUGGUGGUGCACCUCCACCCCCGCCUCCCCCACCUCCCCCACCUCCACCUCCCCCACCCCCUCCUCCUCCUCCGAUGUAAAGCCUGACUGGAGUAUUCCGUGGGAAAAACCGAGAACAAUAAAGGACAUGUGUGCAAUUUGUGUAGUAACAUGUACGACACAAAGACUCUUGAAACAUUCAUCCGCUACCCACUAAUGAUUUAUAAACGAAUGAUCAAUGCUGUUCAAGACGCAUCUUUUAAGGUGCUGUUUUCCACGUGGUAAUUAGCUUUCAGGCAGAAUUAAUUCUGAAGACUGUCAUUAUGUAAAUGUUAUUAAAUAAAUCAUAAUUACUCUAUAUCAUCAA
Messenger RNA from Ostrea edulis (European flat oyster), 3952 nucleotides. Its product is annotated as WASH complex subunit 4-like. Gene Ontology annotation, cellular component: endosome; WASH complex. The coding region runs from base 12 to 3686 and encodes 1224 amino acids. The record is from RefSeq and is a predicted model, not a curated record. NCBI's taxonomy places the organism in Eukaryota, Metazoa, Mollusca, Bivalvia, Ostreida, Ostreidae. The transcript has 34 exons. Gene Ontology annotation, biological process: endosomal transport; endosome organization.